AUGCCCGAUCAACCAAACCCGGCAGAUGCCUGCCCCGUCGACCACAAGAGCCGCGAAGCCUGGCUUCAGCAAGCCCGCGCCGCGGGUGCCGACGCCGCACCACCUCAUCCUCACGCCUCCCUCCCACCGAACCACCCGGUCCCGUCACCUCAGCCCGCUGCGCCGUCUGCGUCCUGGGGCUCGACCCUCCGCUCUUACAUCCCCUUCUCCAGCUCCGGCUCCAGCCCCUCGUCGAGCACCGCCCAGUCGCAAACUCCCCAACCGCCGGCCCCGUCGACAACAGCCCUGACGACCGACCGCGUCGUCUCGACGAUCCCGCGCACCGCGAACCCGGGCCACGCAGCCUGUCCUGCGCCUGCGGACCACCAGCAGCAGCAGAGACCAGCGAACAACGAGGCCGACACGGGCGCGGACCCCAAGACGGGCAACUGGGUCUACCCGUCCGAGAAGAUGUUCUUCGACGCCAUGAAGCGCAAGGGCCACGACCAGGUGCAGGGCGCCGACAUGAAGACGGUCGUGCCGAUCCACAACGCCGUCAACGAGCGCGCCUGGAAGGAGAUCAAGGAGUGGGAGAGGCCCUAUAUCGAGGGCACUUCGUGCGGCGGCCCCAAGCUGCAUUCGUUCAGUGGUCUUUCGGAGCGCAUGUCGCCCAAGGCACGGAUCAAUACGCUGCUCGGCUACACGGCGCCCUUCGACAGGCACGACUGGGUUGUCGACCGGUGCGGCGUCGAAGUCGAGUACGUGAUUGACUUUUACGCGGGACGACCGGGCGGCAAGGAUGCUGCGGGGCGGCCAAGCUUCUAUCUCGAUGUGCGGCCAAAGCUGAACAGCUGGGAGGGCGUCAAGAUGCGUGCCAUGCGGGGACUGGGCAUGGUGUGA
Verticillium alfalfae VaMs.102 is the source of this 879-nucleotide messenger RNA. RefSeq names its product cytochrome c1 heme lyase. The transcript is spliced from 2 exons. Gene Ontology annotation, cellular component: mitochondrion. Gene Ontology annotation, molecular function: holocytochrome-c synthase activity. Bases 1 to 879 code for a protein of 292 amino acids. The record is from RefSeq and is a predicted model, not a curated record. NCBI's taxonomy places the organism in Eukaryota, Fungi, Ascomycota, Sordariomycetes, Glomerellales, Plectosphaerellaceae. Gene Ontology annotation, biological process: cytochrome c-heme linkage.